Molecule: messenger RNA, 1629 nt
Organism: Nematostella vectensis (starlet sea anemone)
Lineage: Eukaryota; Metazoa; Cnidaria; Anthozoa; Actiniaria; Edwardsiidae
Exons: 9
Coding region: 1-1629 (542 amino acids)
Source: RefSeq, a predicted model, not a curated record
AUGACAGACCAGUGCAAGCAAGAUCUUAAAAUAGCUCGGAUGCUUAAUGUGUUAACAAAGGCAAAGCCCACUCAAAAUGUACGUGACCUGUACCGAUACAAGUGCGGCUAUGGUCCCUGUGUAGUUUUCCAGAAGGACAUGCUUUUGCAAGAUGUUACCAACAACAGAUCCCACUAUCCAGCAUUCGAUCAGCUGAUGUCAGAAUUACAAGUCCAGCGAGAUGAGAAUAGAGUCCAGGAACAUGGACGAGUUCAAAGUGACAACUAUCUGUUUGUCCCAGGGGAUAUUGUUGCAAUUAACCCAGGCACUGACAACGGUAUCCCAUCAGCUGACAAGUGGUGGCUACUACAGGCCAAUAAGGGACACCCCUCUAACAAGACAGGAAGUGGUUGUCAUGUGUUUGGCUUUUGGCUUGAGGAGCAAGAGCCAGAAGAAAGUGACACCUCAAAACAAACAGUUCCGUCUCCUCUUAGCCCCAGUAAAGAGGAGUUCUGUCAGCAUUUAGAUAUGUCUGACAAGUUCCGUGCAGCCAAUGUUAUUGAUGCACAAGAUGAUUCACUUGUUGCUUCAAACUUGGAGGAGACUGAUGAGUCAGAUGGAGAUACUGAGGUGGAGCAGCUACAGCAUGACGUAGAACUGAGUGUGCUUCGCACCAGGAGGCGGCACAUCACAACUCCUGGUAGACAAACUGUUUCGUCAUACAGAGACCUUGCUACCUCCAGACCUGGCCUACAACACCUCGUCGGUGCUGAAGGCGAAGGCAACAUUAGAGUCCGUCUCCGUGGAAGGGACACAACCUUCCAAAGACGUUUCACUGCUUCCGAUACAAACGAGCUCUUGUAUCAAGUGGCCAUUUCCAACCUGCGCGAGAGGAAUAUCACCAUCCGAAAUGCCAGUGGAAGAAUCAUUGAAAGAAAUGACGAUCCUAUUGACGUUGUAGACGCAACGACACUAAUGGUCUUUCAUGACUUGGGUAUACUAGGAGCAAGAAUGGAUGAGAAAAAAGGAAUAAAUGGAAUCAUUUUAUCAAAUUUCCAACUUUGUUUACCAUGGUGGCGCGAGGGCGGACACUACCAGGCCACCUUUUCCGACCUUUGUUUGGUAGUGUUGUGCCCAACCCUUGCUGGAGACCCAGAAGUAAGGGCCACUAUUGACUUAAGCAAUGUUACCCAGGAUCGCAUACAAGCUGCUGUAGCAGAGGCUGAGGCGAGACUGGCCCUUACAACCGAAUCAAUAGACAGAAAAAAUAGACGUGACCAGCAAGACAGAGAGUACGAAGAAGGGUUAAGAAGAGAUCAAGAGAGGGACCUACAACACCUCGUCGGUGCUGAAGGCGAAGGCAACAUUAGAGUCCGUCUCCGUGGAAGGGACACAACCUUCCAAAGACGUUUCACUGCUUCCGAUACAAACGAGCUCUUGUAUCAAGUGGCCAUUGCCAACCUGCGCGAGAGGAAUAUCACCAUCCAAAAUGCCAGUGGAAGAAUCAUUGAAAGAAAUGACGAUCCUAUUGACGUUGUAGACGCAACGACACUAAUGGUCUUUCAUGACUUGGGUAUACUAGGAGCAAGAAUGGAUGAGAAAAAAGGAAUAAAUGGAAUCAUUUAUCAAAUUUCCAACUUUACGUUUUGA